CACGCCUCUCCUGGAGCUCUCACCUCGGCGCCCCACGGCCACCGGAGGCGGGGACAGGGAGUCCGGGGCGGGCCGGGCCAGGGGAUCUGCAGCGGCGGCGCGAGCGUAACUCCCCAGCCAGAGCCAGGAAAGAGCCCCGAGCAGAGGAGGAAGGGAGCGGGGACCUGCCCUCCGCCUGCAGGCUUCUGGAAGAAGCGUCUCCUAUUACGGCCCCGGAAUAAGAAACCCCGACCUUGCCCGCUGAGCUCCGCGAUGCCGCAGGUUUAGAAUGGAGCUCAGACACCAUACCCCAAAGAUGCUGGCAGAGACAUUCUGACUCAUUAAUGGAGAGCUGGCUGAUAGCAGAGAGGGGUGAUAUCAGCCUUGCAGACAUUGCCCCGGGGAAUUCUGAGCAGUGUUGCUCACAGCACCACCUGGCCAGAUGGAGACCACCAUGGUGUUCAUGGAUGACAAUGCCACCAACACCUCCACCAGCUUCCUUUCUGCGCUCAACCCUCAUGGAGACCUUGCCGCUUCCCUCCCAUUCAACUUCAGCUAUGGUGACUAUGAUAUGCCUUUGGAUGAAGAUGAGGAUGUGACCAAUUCCCGGACGUUCUUUGCUGCCAAGAUUGUCAUUGGGAUGGCCCUGGUGGGCAUCAUGCUGGUCUGCGGCAUUGGCAACUUCAUCUUUAUCGCUGCCCUGGUCCGCUACAAGAAGCUGCGCAAUCUCACCAACCUGCUCAUCGCCAACCUGGCCAUCUCGGAUUUCCUGGUGGCCAUUGUCUGCUGCCCCUUUGAGAUGGACUACUAUGUGGUGCGCCAGCUCUCCUGGGAGCACGGCCACGUCCUGUGCACCUCUGUCAACUACCUGCGCACUGUCUCUCUCUAUGUCUCCACCAAUGCCCUGCUGGCCAUUGCCAUUGACAGGUAUCUGGCUAUUGUCCAUCCACUGAGACCACGGAUGAAGUGCCAAACAGCCACUGGCCUGAUUGCCUUGGUGUGGACGGUGUCCAUCCUGAUCGCCAUCCCUUCCGCCUACUUCACCACCGAGACGGUCCUCGUCAUUGUCAGGAGCCAGGAAAAGAUCUUCUGCGGCCAGAUCUGGCCUGUUGACCAGCAGCUGUACUACAAGUCUUACUUCCUCUUUAUCUUUGGCAUCGAGUUCGUGGGCCCCGUGGUCACCAUGACCCUGUGCUAUGCCAGGAUCUCCCGGGAGCUCUGGUUCAAGGCGGUCCCUGGAUUCCAGACCGAGCAGAUACGCAAGAGGCUGCGCUGCCGCAGGAAGACGGUCCUGGUGCUUAUGUGCAUCCUCACCGCCUACGUGCUGUGCUGGGCGCCCUUCUACGGCUUCACCAUCGUGCGCGACUUCUUCCCCACCGUAUUCGUGAAGGAGAAGCACUACCUCACUGCCUUCUACAUCGUCGAGUGCAUCGCCAUGAGCAACAGCAUGAUCAACACCCUGUGCUUCGUGACAGUCAAGAACAACACCGUCAAGUACUUCAAAAAGAUCAUGCUGCUCCACUGGAAGGCUUCUUACAAUGGCGGUAAGUCCAGUGCAGACCUGGACCUCAAGACAAUCGGGAUGCCUGCCACUGAAGAGGUAGACUGCAUCAGACUAAAAUAACCCCCUGGACUUUGCCAAGUUUAAGCACAAGGCAGGGUCCUGCGGACACUGACUAGUGUGCUUGGAUGCACAUCAACCUGGAACUUUUUGUGUGCGGCAGAGGGCAGAGUAAAUGGACCACUCUGUGAACCAUGUUUUCAAGGAGCUCAGAGUUUCUAAAAUGCAUGUGACCAGACACUAUCAAUAGUGGCAUUUGUUGAAUGUCUAAUUUGCACACCAGUAGGUACUAGUAAGACCUAUAUAUGUUGAUGACGUUUAGCUGGCAAAAUGAAAUUGGAA
This is a messenger RNA of Rhinopithecus roxellana (golden snub-nosed monkey), 1882 nucleotides long. It is a transcript of the gene PROKR1, whose product is annotated as prokineticin receptor 1. Bases 422 to 1603 code for a protein of 393 amino acids. The transcript has 3 exons. The record is from RefSeq and is a predicted model, not a curated record. Gene Ontology annotation, cellular component: membrane. NCBI's taxonomy places the organism in Eukaryota, Metazoa, Chordata, Mammalia, Primates, Cercopithecidae. Gene Ontology annotation, molecular function: neuropeptide Y receptor activity. Gene Ontology annotation, biological process: neuropeptide signaling pathway.